UGGAGCAGGUGGUUCUUGAUCAUGUGAUGUCAUUUGCCCCGGCUCUCUCUGUAAGCCACAGCGCCUGAACAGAGUGCUAGGGCUCACCGCUGUCUCCCCCGUCGAAGGCUGCCGACUCUCUCCUGACCUGUAAAAAGGCCUCAGUAUGUCUUACGGUUCCAUCGAUGGGGGCGCCUUUGGCAGUCGGAACCCAUUCGGGGGCCCCGCCAGACAGGGCUACCAGCCAGUGGCAACGCAGAUGAGCCCAUCGGAGCUCCAGGAUGUCUUUCAGGAGACCUCCUCCAACAUCUUUCAGAUCAAUGCUAAUGUGGUGUCCCUGGAGAAGAGUCUCCAGUCCUUAGGAACGUCCAGAGAUACUGCAGAACUACGACAGAGUCUACACUCCACCCAGCAGCUGACCAACAGAGUUAUAACCAGCACCAGCCAGCUCAUCAAACAGCUCUCUGACAUUGUCAGUGGUUCCUCACGGCAAGAUCGCCUUCGUCUGACAAGACUGAAGACAGAGCUGUCAGACUCUGUCCAGCGUUAUGGAGACCUGCAAAAGAAAAUCGCAGACAGAUCCAGGGCCUUGCUUCCCCCGGCACAAAAAGAUCGAAAGCAGAGCCCUCAGACACCCUUUGCGGAGCUGUGUGAUGAGGAGCCGGUAUUUGGCGGAGCAGAGAGCGUGGAGGGGGGAGGUCAGGCAUUCCUGGCGGAGAUCAGCGAGGAAGACGUGGAGGCCCUCAGGCAGAGAGAGGAGGCACUCCUGCAGAUCGAGAGGGACAUGCUGGACGUGAGCCAGAUAAUGAAGGACCUGGCGUCCAUGGUGCAUGAGCAGGGCGAUGCCAUAGACAGCAUUGAAGACUAUAUCCAGACAACAUCCUCAAAUGUGGAAACAGCCAACCAGGAGCUUGCAAAGGCCAGUCAUCACCAGAGACAACUCAGAAAGCGGAAGUGCUAUUUACUCAUAGCAGGAGCAGUGGUCUUGACCUUCCUCAUCAUCAUCAUCGCUGUCUCUGCAAGAAAAUGAGACCUCUGUCCAGGUGCUUACCUCAGGCCUACCUGGACCUCCCUCCACUGCACUCUUUGGCCGAUGGACUGUCCGAGGCUAUGACCUGUGCUGUAUGUGUAUGUUUGUGUUUGUUUGUUUAAUGUCAGGGUCCAAUCACUAUAAUUUAAGUGAAGCCUGUCCAUUCACAUCUGAGUUAACUGACCACAACAGCCCAGAAAAUGAGGCUAGUGAUUAUUCCAUUACACAAUUAUUCUGCCAUUCAACCACUGAUGGAUUCUAUGUAUCAGUUUUUAAAUCCUUGUUCAUUUUUUGCCAAUUAGUUUGCCAAUUACUUGCCAAUAUUCCUGUUCUUAUUUAACAGAUAUUGCAUUAACAUACAUUUUCCUUCAUGAAAGAAUGAGAGAAUGCAGACUUGUGCUAUGAGUCAUUAUUUAAGCAGAAGGAUCUGACGUUUUAUACCGUGCUUUGGUAAUUUGAAUAGGAUAUCUUGGGUUAUCAAUCCCUUUUGUCCAAAGGACAGAAACGGUGAUUUUAAUUAAUCCGUUCCUUUGUUCAGUAAAUGCUGUAAUGUCCAUGAUGGAUAAUGUCUUGUUUGCAGUUAAUGAACUAAUUUUGCUUUCAGCUGCUGUGUUUUAAAAUGGAACUGAGGAUUGCUUGUAAAAAUGGCUUUGUAAAUUCAGGGUCAACAGUCAUUGACUCAUUCAGAUGUUUUCAGGAUUGUCAAAUAUUUAGUUGUACUGGAUCUACGUAUAAAAUAAAAGUGACACAGAUGUGUAUCAUUUGUAAACGUAUAUUACUACAUCAAAAAAGAUAUUCUCACAAUUAUGAUUAGCCAUCUUAUUCACGUUGCUUCUUUUUUCUGUUACACAGCUGUUACAUUGUUUUAUGAUUCUGCAAAUGAAAUCAGUUAUUUCAUCAUUAAUUUAUAAUAAAUAUCUCUUUGUGUAUGAAUACUGUUUAAAAGAAUUAUAAUUAAAAACUUGUGAGCAGAGAAGCCCUGUGUGUGACAGCUAUCUUUUGAUGACAGAAGUUAUAAUUCAGCGUGUGUGUCUGGCUUAUUUGUGCCUAGCCAUAAAACUCAGACAAGAGCUACUUUAUCUUUGCAAGGGUGUAAAGUGUGAUUUUAGGAUGGUGAACUGAAAAGACAAUGGGCUCUGUUUUCUGGAAUCGAUGACGUAGGGUGCAUGGGUACAGUCAAGAGCGUGGCGCGUGGGUGCACUGGGCGUGGCUACUGAAUGUUGGUAUUUUCAUGACUAGAGUUGAGCAGCACACAGCUCAAAGUGUGUGGUGCAUGUGGAAAAAGGAGAUAGUUAGCUAGAGCAGACAUCAAUGAAUUUCAGUUAUGAGUUUGUUACCGCAUCGAUAACCAGCUAGAUACAGUAUAUGAGCGAGAAUAUAUGUGCCAAGUUUAUGCCAACUUUGUACAAGUGGUACAUAUGUGCAUAGUUAAUGUUUCUGGUAUAACAGGGAAAGCAUCCAAUCGUCUCAAUACUUUCCUCCUGUAUCACCAAGUAAUCACUAAUUAUCUGAAUGUUAAUAGAGUGGACCCCCUUUCGAUUCACAUUGAUGAGUGGUUGGGUAGAAGGAGCAUACAACUGCACGUCUGCAAUUGAUGGCUCCCAAAACCCUGGGAAAUUCACAUUUUCCCAGACAUUCUUGUUUAGUUUUGAGCUGGUGGUCAGGUGAUGAAGGAAAAACAAUGUACUCUCUUGCAUGUUGUACUAGACUAGUACAAACUGCAUGAACAGCCCAACUGACAGAUUGCGUUGCCCUCGAUGUUAGCUGCAAUUAUCCUGUAGCAAACUGUCAGGUUUCGGGGUAGGACUCAGAAGCAGACCAAAAAUCCGAGAAAUACUUGGCAAUUUAUUAUCACAAACAGGGUAACAGAAACAGCAACAGUCUCGUAAUCACUAUACAGGCGUCGGUCGAAAAUCCAAAAAUCCAAAAUCCAAUCAGGCAAAGGUACAAAACAGGAGCAGUGACCAGGUCAAGGGAACAGGCAAGAGUCGAAAACCAGAAGCAAGAACAACAGAGCAGGCAGGCUAAAUUCGUAGUCGGAUUAACGGGCAAAAAUUUGAAAACCAGGAAAUUCAGUUACACAGAGUAGAAGGCUCGAACGGCACUGAAAAAAACAGAGGCACGAUCUGGCACAGGCUAAUGGGGCUAACAGAAAUAUAUAGCUAAGGAAACUGAGUGGAAGAUGAGUAGCAGGUGGAGACGGCGGCAGAGGCUUGAUUGCAUGAUGCGGUGAGGCUUGAUUGAAUAAUACGGCUGAGGCAGACAGGCAGGACUGGGGGCGGAGCGUGGGCGGGAACCAGGAACCUGAAAACCAAGGCACACCCCAUACGCUCACACACACACACACACACAAAAGCAUACAUACAAAAAUAAAAAAUAAAGAAUAAAAAUAAAUAAAUAAAUAAAGAGAAACAGGAACAGAACGGAAACUCAGGCAGACCUCCUGACACAAACAAAUUCAUUUUAAUGACUGGCACAUAAUUAUAAUUUAAAAAUGUUCAAAUUCAAGUUGUGUUUAUUGUCAUUCGUCUCAUUACAGACGGGUGUAAGAAAGAGAACAGAACACAGUACCCCCGGGACCACAGUUCAGUAUAAGAACAGCCAUAAACAAUUAAAAACAGUGAUAAAAAAGUGAUAAAAAAGACAAUGAACUAUAAAUGCAAAUGAUGAAUUUUUCCUGAUUGUGGGAUUUAUAUCAAAGUCAAAUUGGACAGCAUAUGAUCCACAAAAACCAUUGAUUUGUUUUUCAAUAGGAUGUGAUCAUGCUCGCAUUGCCCCAAAAUUAGCAAUCUGCCAUAUGCUGGGCUGCGAAUUAUGGCGUAGACCUGGUUUGAGCAGGCUGGUGGUGAGGGCACAAAUCAUAGACCAAACGCACUGGAAAAUUGCAAUGAGCUGCACCAAAAAUGCAGUACAGUGCUCAAUCUUGACUGACACACCCCCAGCUGUGAAUCUCCUCCCACUUCGGCACACAGUGAGUCAGGAAAUUAUCAAACUGCUCAGGCGCAUCAAAAUCCAUGAUGAAAAUACCACUUUGCCAGUGCAACGGCUCACAACAUGCCAUGUUCUAGCUGGAAAAUAGAACCCAAUGUCUUUAAAAAGUGAUGAUUUAAAAGAGGUUUUAUGCAGUAAAGUGUCCAGUGUUAAUUCAACUCUAACAACUCAACUAGAGUUGAAAGAACACUAGAACACAAUUUUACUGUGUAUGCUACACGUGACAAAGAAGGUGUUGUGAUUAUUUACUAAAUCUGAAAAGGAAAUGUGGGUAUAUACAGUACAGUGUGUUAAAAACAUACGUUAAGCACAAUCAAAAAUUGAGAUUUUGAUCAAAACCAGCUCUGCUUUGAAAAACCCCAAAGUGAAAUGAGUUCCUUCUUUUUUCCAUUGCAAGUCAUAUUCAGCUUAUGGAUAAGAAGAAAAUAUGCUAUAUAUGUUAAAUAUUUUUUCUUUUUUUAUUCAUUUGAAUAUGAUUUCUGAGGCAAAAUGUUCCUUAAUACAGAUGUCUGAUGGCAUGGAAAUAUUACAUUGUGACAGCCUCAAGCAGUAAACUUUAGACUUGCAAAAAGAA
This is a messenger RNA of Anguilla anguilla (European eel), 4574 nucleotides long. RefSeq names its product T-SNARE Domain Containing 1 (gene tsnare1). The record is from RefSeq and is a predicted model, not a curated record. The coding region runs from base 146 to 1009 and encodes 287 amino acids. The transcript has 12 exons. Gene Ontology annotation, biological process: vesicle fusion; intracellular protein transport; vesicle-mediated transport. Gene Ontology annotation, molecular function: SNARE binding; SNAP receptor activity. Gene Ontology annotation, cellular component: membrane; endomembrane system; SNARE complex. Lineage: Eukaryota; Metazoa; Chordata; Actinopteri; Anguilliformes; Anguillidae.